Messenger RNA from Monomorium pharaonis (pharaoh ant), 1153 nucleotides. RefSeq lists its product as uncharacterized. The transcript has 2 exons. The record is from RefSeq and is a predicted model, not a curated record. Bases 460 to 885 code for a protein of 141 amino acids. NCBI's taxonomy places the organism in Eukaryota, Metazoa, Arthropoda, Insecta, Hymenoptera, Formicidae.
UCACAUGGUGCGGAAUAGAGCUGCGGAAUAGAACGUGCGUCAUAGAAGCAGCCAAUCAGAGCUAUUCCGCAUUUUCUGUUCCGCAAAUGUUUGGCCGGCCUGUUCCCAUGGUGCGUCAUAGACGGGCAAUGACGCAUCCGGAAUGAAAAUUGUAGAUGUAAUACAACUUUUAUUAAAAUAAAUCAAACGUUUUUAUAAAAUGUAAUAUUUGUAAUAGCAAUAAUAAUCAUUAAUAUAAUAUUAUAUGAAAUUUUGUAUUGAAUAUUAAAAAGUUGAAAACAAUAUUUUUAAAUUUUUGAACUGCAUUGACGCAUUCUUGGUCAUUUUUCUGCACCAUGUGAACAGGCCGGUCAAAGAUUUGCGGAAUGCGUGAUGCGUGAUGUAGCUUGGUCGUACACCAUGCAAUAUUGUUAACCUUUUUUGCUAAAACUUUGUUUUUGUCAGAAAAUAGCAAAGGUUAUGAAUAUGGAAAAUAAAAUAGUGAUGAUUCAAGAGUCUAUUAAAGUUUUAACGAGAGUAUACAUGAGAAGAACUCCAAUGCUCCAGUAUCAAAAGGAAAAAAUCAGAAUUGCUUUAGUGAAAUUAUGGUUACUGUAUACAAAAUUGUCAAAGCAAAAAUCCAAAAGAAGGAUGUGGGUCAGGCCUAUUUAUUCAAUUGAGCAGCGUUCCUCUCAAGGAGAUAGUGACAAUUUAGUUAAUAUGUUACGAAUGACAGAUCCUUCACUAUAUUUUAAUUAUUUAAGAAUGGAUGCUAGCAUCUUUAAAGAUCUACUAUUAAUAGUAGGUCCUGGAAUUGAAAAGCAAUUAAAUAUUAGAGAACCAAUUGCUUCAUAUACAAGACUGCAAAUAUGCUUAAGAAUACUUCUUUCACUUUAUCAAAUAUAGAAAAAGUAAACUGGCUCAACUUCAAAUAUAUAGAUCAACCGUUACUUGGUUAUGGCUACAAAUUCUGUGAUAUUCUAUGACGCGUAGCUAUGACGCAACGACGCCAAUGACGCGAACGCGCAUGCAGAAAAGGUUGUAGAUUCUGCGGCAAAGCUCUGAUUGGCUGCUUCUAUGACGCACGUUCUAUUCCGCAGCUCUAUUCCGCACCAUGUGAUUUCGGCCUAAGACAAGUAUAUUUUUUCUCAUUCUAACUUAUUGCACCAGUGCA